Raphanus sativus (radish) is the source of this 2156-nucleotide messenger RNA. Its product is annotated as pentatricopeptide repeat-containing protein At1g33350. Gene Ontology annotation, biological process: RNA modification. NCBI's taxonomy places the organism in Eukaryota, Viridiplantae, Streptophyta, Magnoliopsida, Brassicales, Brassicaceae. The record is from RefSeq and is a predicted model, not a curated record. Gene Ontology annotation, molecular function: protein binding; RNA binding.
GUCAAUUUGGAGAAGAAAGAAGAGAGACGAUAAACGAUAGACUCGGAGAGAAAAAGACGAAGCCACUCACAUCUCUCUCUCUCUCUCUCUCUCUCUCUCUCUCUCUCUCUCUCUCUCUCAUCGCGUUUGGUGGAAUAACAGCACAUGGGGACACGUGUAACCCCACACCUGACCCUCCACGCGCCGUAACGCAUGGCGGAACCAUUAGCUCAAUUUAUCUCCGACGUGUUUUCCAAGUCGAACCAUUUGAAUCAUCUGAAGCAAGUUCAAUCCUUUCUCCUCGUUUCCGGACUAAGUCACUCCCACUUCCUCUGUUUCAAGCUCCUCCGUUUCUCCACUCUCCGUCUCUCCAACAUCUCCUACGCUCGCUCAAUCUUCGACCGCUUCUCUCACCCUAACACCCAUCUCUACGCCGCCGUUUUGACCGCUUACUCUUCCUCUCUCCCUCUCCACGCUUCCUCCGCCUUCUCCUUCUUCCGUCUCAUGCUUAACCGCUCUCUUCCUCCUCGUCCUAAUCACUUCAUCUACCCGCUCGUCCUCAAAUCAACGCCGCAUCUCUCCUCUCCUUUCUCCACUCCUUUAGUGCAUUCCCACUUGUUUAAGUCCGGGUUCCAUCGCUACCUCGUCGUGCAAACUGCUCUCCUUCACGCGUACGCUUCCUCCGUUUCUCACAUCCCUCUCGCGAGGCAACUGUUCGACGAAAUGCCUGAGAGAAACGUUGUUUCUUGGACUGCUUUGCUUUCUGGGUACGCGAGGUCCGGUGAUGUCUCCAACGCUAUUGCUCUUUUCCACGAGAUGCCUGAGCGUGAUGUUCCUUCUUGGAACGCCGUUCUUGCUGCUUGUACACAGAACGGUCUCUUUGUGGAAUCGAUUUCUCUGUUUGGAAAGAUGAUCGAUGAGACUGAUGUUCUUCCUAACGAGGUAACUCUGGUUUGUGUCCUUUCCGCUUGCGCUCAAACUGGUAACCUUCAGGUUGCCAAGGGGAUUCACGCAUUUGCGUACCGUCGCUCUCUUUCUUCUGAUGUGUUCGUUUCGAAUUCGUUGGUGGAUUUGUAUGGAAAAUGUGGCAACUUGGUGGAAGCAAGCUCUGUUUUCAAGACGGCGGACAAGAAGAGUUUAACAGCUUGGAACUCCAUGAUUAACUGUUUUGCCCUCCAUGGUAGAAGCGAAGAAGCCAUAGCUGUGUUCGAAGAGAUGAUGAGUAAAGAUGUGAAGCCAGACCACAUCACUUUUAUAGGUCUUCUCAAUGCAUGUACACAUGGAGGUUUGGUAACGAAAGGUCGAGAUUAUUUAGACAUCAUGACAAACAGAUUCAAUAUUGAGCCAAGGAUUGAGCACUACGGCUGCCUAAUAGAUCUUCUAGGCAGGGCAGGUUUGUUUGAUGAAGCAUUGGAAGUUAUGGCCGGGAUGAAGGUGAAAGCAGACGAAGCUAUUUGGGGAUCAUUGCUCAAUGCUUGUAGGAAGUAUGGCCAUUUGGAUUUGGCUGUAGUUGCUGUUAACAAUUUGGUUGAUUUAAAUCCUAACAACGGAGGUUACAUCUCUAUGCUGGCCAAUUUAUAUGGAGAGAUGGGUAACUGGGAAGAGGCACGCAGAGCUAGAAAGAUGAUUAAACACCAGAAUGCUUACAAAACACCAGGCUGUAGUUGGAUUAUGAUAGAUAGUGAGGUCAAUCAGUUCUAUUCUCUUGACAAGUCGCAUCCCAAGAGCGAGGAGAUAUAUAUGAUACUUGACAGUUUGAUGUCUUUAUAAACACUUCGGGAGGAUGGCCUAGAUUUUCCAUAUCACCUGACAGAGCUGUGUACCUCUUUCUAAUGGCUAAUGUCAUGGACUAUGGAUGAUUCACACUGGAAAUUGACUUAAGAGAAGCUGUGAAAGUUAUAUAGUUUUUCUAUUUUUCAAAUUGGUUGAUCUCUCUACAGGUUACACAUUUUUUCCUAAUACCCAACAGCUGCUACUGUAAUGUUAUUUAUAUACUCUUCUGUUGUGGACUUUGAAGUAAAGAAGCAGAAGCUUUCUUUUUGAGCAAUAGAGAAGCAGAAGCUAUAACGUGAUUUUCCAGCCAAAAAAAAAAUAUGUUGCUUCUUGAGCCAGUUACUUUCUGGCUUAUCAUGUUACUUGAGCAAAAACCCAUUAUUUUACUCUCUUUUUGCCUGUUU